Molecule: messenger RNA, 450 nt
Organism: Penicillium angulare
Lineage: Eukaryota; Fungi; Ascomycota; Eurotiomycetes; Eurotiales; Aspergillaceae
Product: calmodulin
Exons: 6
Coding region: 1-450 (149 amino acids)
Biological process (GO): spindle pole body organization
Cellular component (GO): central plaque of spindle pole body
Molecular function (GO): enzyme regulator activity; calcium ion binding
Source: RefSeq, a predicted model, not a curated record
AUGGCCGAUUCUCUGACCGAAGAGCAAGUCUCCGAGUACAAGGAGGCAUUCUCCCUGUUUGACAAGGAUGGCGAUGGACAAAUCACUACCAAGGAGCUGGGCACUGUCAUGCGCUCCCUCGGUCAGAACCCCUCCGAGUCCGAGCUGCAGGACAUGAUCAACGAGGUCGACGCCGAUAACAACGGUACCAUUGACUUCCCUGAGUUUCUUACCAUGAUGGCGCGUAAGAUGAAGGACACCGACUCCGAGGAGGAGAUCCGAGAGGCUUUCAAGGUCUUCGACCGCGACAACAACGGCUUCAUCUCCGCCGCCGAGCUGCGCCACGUGAUGACCUCAAUUGGCGAGAAGCUGACCGACGAUGAGGUGGACGAGAUGAUCCGUGAGGCUGAUCAGGACGGUGAUGGUCGCAUUGACUAUAACGAGUUCGUUCAGCUCAUGAUGCAAAAAUAA